AGUGAAAAGUUGCCAUGAUUCCUGUGGAAUCUCUGGGGGUCAGCCUGAAAGAAGACAGUAGACUAACUGUGGUAUUUGAACCAACCUGGCAUUCCAUUGCUCCUGUCACUGGUGUUCUAAAUAAGUUUGAUUUUGGAGACUUUGUGGCUACAGAUAACAAUUUAACUAUUUCUCAAGAACGAGAGAAACUUGAAAUUGCUAUAGUAGUGCUAACGUGUCAAGAUGGUACCAGAAAGUGAUGAUGAUGAUAAUGAUGGUAGUGACAGUUCAUGGGGAACAAGUGAUGGAAGAGCCAACAGUGACCAUUUCAGAAGCCCUGGCAAGUGUAGAGUGUCUUUGGAGAUUCCUCUCCAUUCAAGCAGAUGUCCCUGACGAAGUGUUGACUCUGUAAGUGGCGUAGAUGAAUAUUACAUGACCACUACAAAAUGAACUGUUUUGAAAAGCAGAACUCCCAAUAUUCACAACUAAUGAAGUGCAAAAAUAAUGCUUUUAUAAAGUCCGUGAAACAGAAGACCUAAUGAAUAAGGAGUACUUGCGUAAACAAAGCCCCAUUGAGGAAUUUGUCAGUGUUUAAAUUGAAAUGUUUGACUCUUAUUUCAAAGCAUUUAGUGGAGUUGCAGCAUUUCACCCAGAGAAUUUUAUUGUCAUUGAGACUUUCUUUGGAAUGUUUCUUUCUCAACAUCUUCCCCCUUCCUCCCCUCAGCUUUAGGUAGCAGGAAUGAGAAAGAUAAGCAUUUGCCUGGUAGUACCUAAACCUGUUGCCAUCAGGUCGAUUCUGAUUCAUAGCAACCCUAUAGGACAGAGUAGAACUGCACCUGUAGGGUUUCCAAGGAGUGGCUGGUGGAUUUGAUCUGCCGACCUUUUUUGAUAAGCCUCUGAGCACUUAGCCACCCCACUAUCAGGGUUCCUGGUACUACCUAGAAGAGAAGAAUGUUCCCAAAAUGUUGACACUCCAGUUAAGAGAACGAGAUGGCAAAAGACACACUUAGAUUUAAUAGGAAGGAUAGAUUUAGAAUAAAGAAAUAGCUAAGAGAGAAAAGGAUAUUCAGAGGGAGAGAGCAGAGCAUGUUCUUCCCAGAGAGUCGCAGACAGGCAAAGGGGAAGUGAGUAUAGCUAGUUAUCCUAACUGCUUGGGGCAUGUGCUUGGAUGGGCCAAAGGAGGAAGCCAGAGGGGGAGGUGGGCCAGGGGCAAUGAAACUGUAGAAUAUAUUGAGUAAAAGAAUGCUGAUAUUUCCCUCAGGUUGGGAUCUGGAAAAGGCUACUGGAAGGUGAGAAAGAGGGAAAAUGGAAAAAAAAAAAAAAAGGGGGGGUGUGGAUAACCCACUGACCACUCCAUAUCCUUAGUACCCCCUUAAUGUAACAGGAUACAUGUGAUUCAGACCGACAAAAAUUCUUCAGACUUCUGUAAAAGUAGCAAAACAGCCUUUGUCUACCUCAUGGGUAUGUGUUGAGAUGAGAAAUAAAAUAACAAUUUUAUGAAACAAAAUCAUAAAGCACCAUUUACAAAGUGUGUUAUGCAGAGUAACAAGAUAAUUGACUGUUUUCGGUAUGUAUCGGUCCCGGAAUUAAAAAAAAGAACAAGAGAAUGAUUUUUAAAAGGAGCUUGUGAAACACUGUUAUGAAAGAAAAAAUGUCUCUUCUUUUGAUUUUAGGUAAUAAAUCAUCAUUGAUCAAGAUGUCUUCAGCACCUGAGCCCCCAGCCUUUAAAAAUGAGCCGCCCAAAGAGAAAGACUUUCGAAACCCAGGGCUCAGGAGUGUUCGCACAACGACCUUAUUUCGAGCUGUGAAUCCAGAGCUUUUCAUUAAACCUAACAAACCGGUAAUGGCUUUCGGAUUGAUAACCCUUUCACUUUGCGUGGCAUAUAUUGGUUAUCUACAUGCAACAGAAGAGAAUAAAAAGGACCUCUAUGAAGCUAUUGAUAGUCAGGGACACAGUUAUAUGAGGAGAAAAACAUCUAAGUGGGAUUAACAGUGCUACGGAAUUUUAUUAAAGGCUGCAACAUCUUCAAAUGAAAGACUAUGAGUGCACAGUGUCAUGUUUCUUGUUCUAGAAUAUGUUAAUGAGGAAAGAAGAUAGCAGUUGCAACCAGACCACUAUAGUAAAUUUUGUCCUUUCAAAGCUGUAGCCAUUAUCUCUUUUUUUCCACAGAAAGAGCUUCUCAAUGUUUCUUCUUAUUAAAUUCUCUUAUGAAAGUACCGUAAGAAUGAAAGUAGUUUUUGUAAAUUAAGUUUUCUAUAAUAAAAGUAUGCUGUGCUGUUAAAUUUGUACGGUAUUUUCAAUAUUUUAAGGUGACUUGUGCAUUUGUAGCUGUUGUGAGGGUUUAAUUUUGUUUUGCUGUUUGCAGAGGAAAUGUUCUUUUUCUACCUGGAAUAGAACUGGUAUUCGUGAAGAAAAGGAAGUUAUAAUUUUAAAGCCUGCAGACAACAUUAAGGUGUGAGAAAUGGAAACUGAGUUGGCGGUGAUAAACACUUUUUUACAGAAUCACCACUGCUUCACAUACUUUGGUUUUCCAUUUCAGCUCUUUUUCGUAUAGAAUUUUAUUUUAAUUGAAAAGAUAUCCUUACUCAACUACUAAAGUAAAUAUUAAGAGAAUAGCCCAAUGUAAUUGGGGUUUUGCUUUAAAAAAAAGGAUGCUAUAAUGAGGUUUGAUGUUUUUAUUUGACUACAACUAUCUAUCUUACUUUUUGUAAAUUAAUAUGUCACAGUGAUUUUAUAAACAUAAGAACGCGUGUCCUUAUAGUUAUUUAAA
Messenger RNA from Loxodonta africana (African savanna elephant), 2750 nucleotides. RefSeq names its product small integral membrane protein 8 (gene SMIM8). The transcript has 2 exons. Lineage: Eukaryota; Metazoa; Chordata; Mammalia; Proboscidea; Elephantidae. The record is from RefSeq and is a predicted model, not a curated record. Bases 1619 to 1969 code for a protein of 116 amino acids.